Molecule: messenger RNA, 1614 nt
Organism: Candida tropicalis MYA-3404
Lineage: Eukaryota; Fungi; Ascomycota; Pichiomycetes; Serinales; Debaryomycetaceae
Product: FG-nucleoporin
Exons: 1
Coding region: 1-1614 (537 amino acids)
Biological process (GO): protein localization to nuclear inner membrane; NLS-bearing protein import into nucleus; nuclear pore organization
Cellular component (GO): nuclear pore central transport channel; nuclear pore
Molecular function (GO): structural constituent of nuclear pore
Source: RefSeq, a predicted model, not a curated record
AUGUUUGGUGCAUCGAAUACUAACACAAGUGGAGGAUUAUUUGGAUCUUCAAAUAGUAAUACCAAUACUACAGGUGGUGGGUUAUUUGGCGCUGCUAAACCAGCAGCAUCAACAGGUUUUGGAACUACAAAUAAUACAACAGCAACUUCAACAGGAGGAGGAUUAUUUGGAAGCCAACAAGGUCAACAACAACAACAACCAGCAACUGGUGGAUUAUUUGGAGCUAAGCCAGCUGCAUCUACUACUACCACUGGAGGUGGAUUAUUUGGACAAGCUAAUAAUACUCAAACAGGUUCUACUGGUGGUGGAUUAUUUGGAAAUCAACAACAGCAACAACAGCCAGCAACUGGUGGAUUAUUUGGAGCCAAACCAGCUGCAUCUACUACUGGUGGGGGAUUAUUUGGUGGCAACACUGGAUCUACUACAUCAGGAGGAUUAUUUGGAGCCAAACCAGCAACCACCACAGGUGCUACCACUACAGGAGGAUUAUUUGGUGGAAAUACUGGUACUACUACAACAACAAAUACUGGAGGUGGAUUAUUUGGUGCUAAACCAGCAGCCACCACCACAACAACCGGUGGCGGGUUAUUUGGCGGUGCUCAACAGCAACAGCAACAGCAACAAGUUCAACAACCACAACAGCAACAACAAUCAACAGGAUUGUUUUCUAACAACACUACUAAUAAUGCACAACCUUCAUUUAGUUGGAGUCAGCCACCUAAAGCAUCUACCACAUUUCAAAAUAACAACAGCAAUAAUACACUUAAUCAACAACAAAAUCAAGCAACCACCAAUCUUAAUACUUAUACUCCAGCAGUUAAUGAUCAAUUGAAUAAAAUUUGGGAACAAUGGGAUCCAAAUUCUGGUAAAAAUGUUUUGAAAUCAUAUCUUUAUAAUAAAUUUACCGAUGAUGAAAUCAAAAUAUUAUUGAAUCAACCAAGACCAAAUAAUAUCACUUCAGAAGAUUGGGAAAUUGCCAUGAAUAAAAGACCAGGUCCUAAUUAUUAUCCAAUACCUAUUAAUUCAUUUAAUGAAAUUGCCACUAGAAUUGAAACUCAAUUAGAUCAUGUUUCAAAAUCAAGAGUUUUAUUAAAUAAUAUAAACACUAAUUUGGAUAAUUUAUCAAGUCAACAUGAUUUAGAAAAUACUACUAGAAUAUUAAAAGCCAAAUUAAAUCAUGAAAAAUUAAGUAGAAGAUUAUUAAGAUUAGCUACUGUUUUAUCAAUCAUUAAAUUGAAAGGAUAUCCUUUAUUACCUGAAGAAGAAGAAAUCAGCAAACAAUUUGAUUUAUUAAGUAACAAAUUAAAUGAUCCAAAUGGUUCAAUAGGUAAAUUGAAUGAUUUAUUUGCAAGAUUAAGUAUAUUGAAAGAAAGAGCUGAAGAUUUGAAUACUCAAUUUGAUAAUUCUAUUAAUUUAUUAAGCAACGAAGACUUGGGUGAUAAGGCAUCAUCAUCAUCAACAUCAUCAACUAGUGUUACUACCACCAAUGGUGCUAAUGCAAAGAAUAAUUCGGAUGAAGUUAUCAAUAAGAUAUCACAGAUAUUAUUAAAACAACAAAUGGGAUUGAACUAUCUUAAUGAUGUUUUAGAAAAGGAUAAAUCUAAAUUAAAAUGA